This is a messenger RNA of Biomphalaria glabrata, 717 nucleotides long. Its product is annotated as N-acetyltransferase 8-like. Bases 1 to 717 code for a protein of 238 amino acids. NCBI's taxonomy places the organism in Eukaryota, Metazoa, Mollusca, Gastropoda, Planorbidae. The record is from RefSeq and is a predicted model, not a curated record. The transcript has a single exon. Gene Ontology annotation, molecular function: N-acetyltransferase activity.
AUGCACCCAGUUACUAAAAAUUUUGCUACAAUUCUGCGUCCUUGGAUGCCUUCUGACAAAGAAGCCGUUUGGCAAGUCUUGAAAGAUGGAAGCUAUAGUAAUGUAAAUGCAGCAUUCAAAAUUUGCUUACAGAAGUCACUUGCAAAGGUGCUUGGAGCUGUUUUGGUUGCCAUAGGAAUUGGAAAUGGACAUCCUCCCUUAAUUAUAGCACUGUACUUGAUCAUUUUUAUAGGGCUUAUUUAUUGCAUUUGUUUGUUGGGCACAGUCAUAUAUUUAUAUGGACCCAAUUUCAAAGAUAUUGAAGACAUAUCUCAUACAUAUUUCAACAAUCAAAACCAUCAUUUCUGGGUUGCUGAAUGUCAAGGAGAAAUAGUUGGCACAAUAGCUAUCGUCAGAAAAAUUUCUAGCCUUCCAGGAUCACCAGAUAACAACUCCACAGAAGACAUUGAACAAAUUUCAAAAGUUGCUUGGCUGCGCAGAAUGGCUGUUAAAAGAUCACAUCGUGGUAAAGGCAUUGCAAAACUCUUAGUCUUAGAAACAAUUAAGUUUUGCCAAGAAAAAAACUACAGUAGUAUAUUUCUUAUAACAACAGAAGUUCACCAUGCUGCAAGAGAACUUUAUAAUCGUAUGGGAUUUCAGCUAGUUGCCUGUAGGCCUUAUAAAUAUUUUCAUGGAUUAGUAACUGUUCAAACAUUUGAAUAUGUCUUAAACUUAUGA